AAAUAUGGGGCCAGUGAGUACACAUAGUAAAUAAAAUAUUAUAAUCGAUGUCGAUAGUUUAGGGUUGCAGCUUUAAGGGGCAGUGUUGAUGCAUCUAUCGUGAUUCGCGUACAUGGUCACACUACAUCACGAAGCCUGGCCACACCAAAUUGCAGUGUCUUUUUCUUUAUUUAUGUUCGUAAAUUUUUGGUUGCCUGGCUUUUUGUUGUUGCGCCACCUUAACAAUAACAAUUAAUGCGCGUCCCCGCCGCCGUCCGCGAUGCGAUCGAGUGAAUAACAGAAACAACAUUUACAUGUUCCACAUGCGAAACGCGUUGCAACGUUGCUCUGUCGUCGGGCGUCGAACAAAGCAGCAGCAGCAGCAGCAGCUGAAAACGGCGCCAUUUUAAGAAACAAAACAAGCCACGGCCGAAGGCGCAGGAAAAGUGUCAUAGUGCGAAUGCAAUGUGCGAAAUAAUAAUUACUCCACACACUCAGUACCCAACUCAGCAAACUGAAAGCCGCGAGUGAAGUGCCCAGCAAAGAAAACAAUCCAACGUUGACCUACUUUAAAUGCGAUUAAAAAAACGAAAUGUUGCUUUAAAAACACACACAACAACGCCUGGCUAAUCUCUUGCAGCUCUCAAGCGACUCCAAAAUAUGAGCAGUGGCCAAAAUGAGACGGCAGCAGCAGCAAAGGUCCUGGAAACACAAGAGUCCGGCAGUGAAAAUGAGGAAACCGAUUCUAUUACGGAUCAGUCCAGCCAAUCGAAGUCCACAAAAUCCGCCACUCAGUUCAGCGUACAACGUUCGGAUACAGAUGGCCUGCGCAUGAGAAUCUCGGCCAUCCGCCCCCUGCCAGUCGCAACUCCAGUGGAAAGUAAACCCCCAAAAAAGCCAGUUGUUUCAAAGUCCAGAAAUAUGUCCGCCCAGGACACAGAAUCCGGUUGUUCAGAGGCUAAGAACAAGGCGGUCAGCAAGAAGAUCAGAGUGAAGCGAAAGAAGAUAUCCAGUGGCAACAGUGGAAUCAGCAAGACGGAGAGGGAGAAGCCCCAUGGGUCGGGGUUCUCCUCGGAUUCGGAGGAUGAUCUGCCGCUGAAGGUGCACCAGCAGAGAGCGCCGCGACUCCUGCUGACGGCCAUCAGUCAGGCGGCACAGUCCAUUGAGAAGCCCUGCUUGGACAUUGGCAUCUCGUCGAGCGACAAUGAGCUGCCCAGUCUCGUCCAGGCGGCCAUCAACCGAGUGGAGAGCGACACGGAAGACACCACAGUCGAGGGCAGCUUCCGCAAGGCGGCCAAGGCCAAGAACCUGCCGCGCUACCAGUCCACUCUGCUGCAGGACUUCAUGGAGCGCACGCAGAUGCUGGGCCAGAGCGGCAACGCCGGCAAGCUGCCGGAGGAGACGGUCGUGAAGGCCAAGGAGGAGGUGGCGGUUCUGCAGACGGCCACACCCCGAAAGCGGAGAGGCAGACCCAAGAAGGUCGUCGCUGUGCUGCCCGCCGCCAACUCUGGACCCGCUAUCAAUGAAUCCGCCGACUCUGGAGUGAUCAGCACCACCAGCACGACGCAGAGCACCACCCCGUCGCCCAAGAUGCAAAGCGAAACUGUUCUGCCCGCUGGAACAGCGCCAGUGGCGUCCACCAGCAAGCCGAAGAUCGACAUGGCCUACCUGGACAAGCGAAUGUACGCCACGGAGCGGGUGCUGUACCCGCCGCCGAGGAGCAAGCGGCGCCAGAACAACAAGAAGCCAACCUCCAGCUCCAGCAACAAGGAGGAGCUUCAGCUGGAUCCCCUCUGGCGGGAAAUAGACGUGAACAAGAAGUUCCGGCUAAGGAGCAUGAGUGUGGGAGCGGCGAGUGCCACUGGCGCUGGCACCACCACCAUUUGCAGCAAGAUACUGGCCGCCAAGAGUGGCUACGUCUCGGACUACGGUAGCGUCCGGCAACCGAGGAGCGCCCACAACCACAAUUCGGGCUACAAGUCCGACGCCAGCUGCAAGAGCCGAUACAGCACCAAGAGCUGCAUGAGCCGCCGGAGCAGGGCCAAGAGCUGUGGCUACCGCAGCGACUGCAAGGAGUCGGGGAAGUCCGGCCUAAGAAUGCGACGGAAGCGGCGGGCUUCCAUGCUCCUGAAAACGGCAGCUGACGAUCCAACCGAAGACCAGGACAUCCUCCAACUGGCGGGUCUGUCCCUCGGCCAGAGCAGCGAGGAGAGCAACGAGUACAUCAGCAAGCCGAGUCUCCAGAGUCUGCCCACGACAAGUGCGAGCAAGAAGUACGGGGAGAUCAACCGCUACGUCACCACGGGCCAGUACUUCGGGCGUGGCGGCAGCCUGACGGCCACGAAUCCGGAGAACUUCAUCAGCAAGAUGAUGAACCAGCGCAAGGAGACCCCAGCGCCCAGCAAGUCGUCCUGCAAGAUCAAAUCCCGGCGCUCCUCGGCGGCCAGCAUGUGCAGCAGUUAUGUCUCCGGGAUGUCCAGAGUGCGUCGACGGCACCGCCGAAAGAGUUUCAGCCACAACAAGUCCCUGAACAUAGACUCCAAGCUGCUCACCGAGAUCGAGAUCAUCACGAGCACCUUCCACAGCAGGUGUCGCAUCCAGGACGACCGCCUGACGGGAAGUAGUGGCAAGGAGAAGCUCAUGGCCGAUGCCAACAAGUUGCAGGCCACGCUCACCGCGCCCAGUCCCGCCCAGCAGUUGGUGCUCAACGGCGGCGGGAGUGGCGGAGUGGGAGCACUGGCCGCUCCCCUCCCGAAGCCCGUCAAGCGGGGCCUCAAGAAGAGGAAGCUUAGCGAACCGCUGGUGGACUUCGCCAUGCUCUCGGCCAGCGCCAGUGGAGCUCCGAACGGCAGUGGCAGCAGCACCGGCACAGCCAAACGUCGCCACAAGAAGUCCCAGAGCAACGACAGCUCCAGCCCGGAUGAUCACAAGCUGCCUCUCAAGAAGCGGCACUACCUACUGACUCCGGGAGAGCGUCCGCUGGCGGAGACGGCCUUCGCCAACGGAAAACUGAACGCAGAAGCGUGGGCAGCGGCAGCGGCGGCUGCGAAGAGCACUGCGUCCACCAAGUCCCAGGCGCAGUUUAACGCCAAGAGCGCCAAGUCCGCCCUGACUCCCAAGAAGCGGCAUCUGUUGGAGCAAUCCACGCCCAGUGGUAGGCAGGGGGCGUCGUCCGCCAGCAACUCCCCCCUCAGGAUCGUCGUCGACAACAAUUCCAUCAGCGGCGGCAAGCUGCUGGACAUCAGUCCGAGCUCGCUGUGCUCCCUGAAGCAGCAAAGGAGAGUAGGCGGCGGCAAGCAGAAGGCCAUCGCCACCAGGGAGCUGGUUCAGAUGCCCUCUCCAGCCGGUAGCUACCCGCCGCCUGGAGUCUUCGAGCCAUCCGUCGAGCUGGAGAUCCAGAUACCCAUCGGGAAGCUCAACGAAUCGGUGAUAACCAAGGCCGAAGUGGAGUCUCCGCUACUGUCCGCCCUGGACAUCAAAGAGGACACCAAAAAGGAGAUUGGCCAGCGAGUGGUGGAGUCUCUGCUCCACAAAACGGGUGGCAAUCUGCUCCUGAAACGGAAGCGGAAGAAGAUCAACCGCACGGGCUUCCCAACAGUGCGUCGGAAGAAGCGGAAAGUCAGCGUGGAGCAGCAGCCGGCCGUGUUGAUGGACGAGGCUGGGCAGGCACCGGACCCCGACGACGAACCGUUGCAGUCCAUACGGGAGACCAGAAGCUCCAGCAGCGCCCAGGUACAGGUCCCGCCUACCAAUCCGCCCAUGGACUGUGAGAGGGUGCCACAGGCGGGUGAGGCGCGCGAAACCUUUGUGGCAAGGAGCAACCAGCGCGCCCCUCGCCUCUCGGUGGUGGCUCUGGAGAGGCUCCAGAGGCCGCAGACUCCAGCCAGGGGCAGACCGCGGGGCAGGAAGCCCAAGGACAAGACUGUAGUGCCACCACCGCCGCCCGAACCUGAGGUGAAGGUCGCCAAGAAACGAGGUCGGCAUCCAAAGAAACCGCCAGUGGAAGUCGCUCCCCCGCCACCCACUCCCCCAGCCCCCGCUCCCCGGCCGACGAAAACCAAACUGCAGCCCAACAUUAAGCUUCCGGCUGGCAUCGAUCCCAACACGAACUUCAGCUGCAAGAUCCGCCUGAAGCGAAGGAAGAACUUGGAUGCAGUCCACCAGGACCUGGCCAGGACCAUUAAGAGCAAGCCUGCAGCUCCGCCUCCACCUCCGCCGGCAGAGGAUGAGAUCACCGCCAGCCAGGAGGAGAUCGAUGCCGAGGCGGAGGCCAAGCGACUGGACAGCAUUCCCACUGAACACGAUCCUCUGCCCGCCGGCGAGUCCCUCAAUCCCGGGCCAUUCGACUACGCCAGCUGCAGCGACACCAGCGAGGACAAGUCGUCCACCGUCUCCACCAAGAAGCUCUCCAAGGUGAAGAAGACCUACCUGGUGGCGGGGCUCUUCUCCAACCACUACAAGCAGUCGCUGAUGCCGCCCCCGGCGAAGGUGAACAAGAAACCAGCGCAGCCGGAGGAGCAGCCGGUGGCUCCGGCCAGUCUCCUGCCACCGCCGCCCUACUGCGAGAAGUACCUGCGGCGGAGCAAAAUCGACUUCGAGCUGCCCUACGACAUCUGGUGGGCGUACACCAACUCCAAGCUGCCCACCCGGCAUGUGGUGCCCUCGUGGAACUACCGGAAGAUCCGGACAAACGUCUACGCCGAGUCAGUGCGUCCCAACCUGGCCGGCUUCGACCAUCCCACUUGCAAUUGCAAGAACCACGGCGAGAUCGCGUGCCAGGACAACUGUCUCAACCGGAUGGUGUACACCGAGUGCUCGCCCAGCAACUGUCCUGCGGCGGAGAAGUGCCGCAACCAGAAGAUCCAACGACACGAAGUGGCGCCCGGCGUGGAGCGCUUCAUGACGGAGGACAAGGGAUGGGGAGUCCGGACGAAGCUGCCAAUUGCCAAGGGCACCUACAUCCUGGAGUAUGUGGGCGAAGUGGUUACCGAGCGGGAGUUCAAGCAGCGCAUGGCCAGCAUAUACCUGAACGACACCCACCACUACUGCCUCCACCUGGACGGCGGCCUGGUCAUCGACGGCCAGCGGAUGGGCAGCGAUUGCCGGUUCGUGAAUCACUCCUGCGAGCCCAACUGCGAGAUGCAGAAGUGGAGUGUCAACGGCCUGUCCCGGAUGGUGCUCUUCGCCAAGCGAGCCAUUGCCCAGGGCGAGGAGCUCACCUACGAUUACAACUUCUCUCUGUUCAAUCCCUCCGAGGGCCAGCCCUGCAGAUGCCGAAUGCCGCAGUGCCGCGGCGUCAUUGGCGGCAAGUCGCAGAGGGUGAAGCCGUUGCCCGCCGCGGAGGCGAAGCCAUCGGAGAGCUCUCCCGGCCGGAACGGUCGCCAGCGCAAGCACAAGGCCAAGAAGCACCAGCAGCAGCAGCGGGCACAGGCCAAGGAUGCGGCUUCCUCGGUGGCAGUGGCCAAGAUGCAGCCUCUCUCCGACAAGGAGAAGAAACUAGUCAAGCAGUUCAAUACGUUCCUGGUCAGGAACUUCGAGAAGAUUCGGAAAUUUAAAGCCAAGCGCGCUGCCGCUCAGGCAUCUUCGGCCCUGACUGCAUCUGCCUCGUCGCCGGUGCAGGGCGCUACGAAUGGUGAUAUUCCAGGGCGUAGACCCUCCACGCCGUCCUCCACAUCCCUGCUGGCCACCCAGAUCUCCGCGCUCUGCACGCCACGCAACAUGAAGACUCGCGGACUGGCCCAGGCCGUUCAGGAUCCCGAGCUGGAGAAGAUGGCCAAGAUGGCUGUGAUUCUGAGGGACAUCUGCAGUACCCUGGAGUCGCGAAAGAUGUCCGAUCUUUUAACCACCGUGUCCAGCAAGAAGAAGAAGGCCAUGAAGAGCUCUUUGGGCGGCAAGCAGGGGUCGUCGGCGGGGUCUGGUCGCGUGGAAUUCCGAUCCAUACAGGCGCAGGUGGAGCAGGGCCACUACAAGUCGCCCCUGGAGUACGACGAGCACAUGCAGCAGCUCUUUGCGGACGCCAAGCAGCAACAUGGCGACGAUGAGGGAAAGGCCAAGGCCCUGCAGUCCCUGAUGGACUGCUAUGAGCAGCAGAAGACGUCCAGUUACUCCCAGCUGGUGGAGAUUCUCGGCGAAUCGGAAUCCCUGCAAAGCUUUAAGCCAAAGGAGGAGGAGUUGAUGGUUCCCACAGUGGAACUGCAAAAGGAUGUGAAGAAAUCUCCAGGAACAGGAGAUGCCACGCCACCUCCCACAGUGCCAUCGAUUCCCAUCAAUGUCCUGCCACCCAUUGAGGGAUCCAGCGACGAGGAUGUGAUCCGUUGCAUAUGUGGGCUGUACAAGGACGAGGGCCUGAUGAUUCAGUGCGCCAAGUGCAUGGUGUGGCAGCACACGGAGUGCACCAAGGCGGACAUCGAUGCGGAUAACUAUCAGUGCGAGCGAUGCGAGCCGCGGGAGGUGGACAGGGAGAUUCCAUUGGAGGAGUUCACCGAAGAAGGACAUCGCUACUAUCUCUCUCUGAUGCGGGGUGACCUGCAGGUUCGCCAAGGGGAUGCAGUGUAUGUUUUGCGCGACAUUCCCAUCAAGGACGAGGCUGGCAAGGUGCUGCCCACCAAGAAGCACACCUACGAGACAAUCGGAGCCAUCGACUACCAGGAGUGUGACAUAUUCCGGGUGGAGCACCUGUGGAAGAACGAAACUGGCAAGCGGUUCAUCUUUGGCCAUCAUUUCCUUCGGCCGCACGAGACCUUCCACGAGCCAUCGCGUCGGUUCUAUCCCAACGAAGUGGUGCGCGUCUCCCUGUACGAAGUGGUGCCCAUUGAGCUCGUCAUUGGACGGUGCUGGGUCCUGGAUCGCACCACCUUCUGCAAGGGCCGGCCCAUGGAGUGCACCGACGAGGAUCAUUGCUACAUUUGUGAACUGCGCGUGGACAAGACGGCCAGGUUCUUCUCCAAGGCCAAGGCCAAUCACCCGGCAUGCACCAAAAGCUAUGCCUUCCGAAAGUUUCCCGAAAAACUCAAGAUAUCCAAGAGCUAUGCGCCGCACGAUGUGGAUCCUUCGUUGCUUAAAACACGGAGGCAAAAGACUGAUUUAGAAGUAGCAGGAGGCGUUCCAGCCACGGCUCAGAAGACGCCGGGCAGGCAGGAGCAGCAGCAACAAAAGGCGGCUGGGAGGAAGCAGCGAGGGGUCAAUGCGGUCACAUCGGAAUCAUCUUCUGUACGAGUAUUACAACCAGUGGCGCCCAAUGGGCAGAUACUGAAAAAGAAACGGUCGCGCUUGGAAAACGUCUUAAUAACCAUGAAGCUCAAGUGUCUCGAUGCACAGACCGCCCAGGAGCAACCGAUCGACUUGUCGUACCUGCUAUCCGGACGUGGUGCUCGGCAGAGGAAGACCCAGCAGCACUCCGGCAAUGGCAACAACAGCUCGAACUGUUCUAACUAACAUAUUAAGCCAGAAAUAAGAUUAGGCGCUGUACAUACGCGGAUAUUUUAGAGGCAUUGCUUAAUAUUUAUGGAAUUUCAUCAAACAGUUAGCCCCUAGCCAUGUAAGAAGUAACGGUGAUAGUAGUAAUCCUAGAUGGUAACUUGUUAUGAACAAAUUUCGUGAAAAUAAGGCCUCCGAACUCGGCUAAGAUGGAACAGAUUACGAAUUACGGAUACUCUAAGAAUCUAUUUAUAUUGUAUUUACAGCACACUGCAUGAAGACCCUUUUUAGAUGAAUUUCUUAUGUUUUUACUUGUUUAUUGCAUUUCAAUAUUUACUUUGUUUUAUCUACUAUAAUACUAUCUACUCUCCGUCUUUACAACCGGAAGGCGUUUUAAUUUUGCAUUGUUAUUUUAAAUUAUUGUAUUAUGUUAUGGCUGAUUAUUGGAACUAUGUCCGACACCCAUAUUGGACCACUCAUUGCGCUAUUAGUUUUUAAUUAAUUUGAAAUUGUUAUUAACUGCUAACACAAAUUUUAAAACUGAAAUAAAAUGUAUAUUUUCAUUACA
This is a messenger RNA of Drosophila ananassae, 7963 nucleotides long. RefSeq names its product histone-lysine N-methyltransferase ash1 (gene ash1). The record is from RefSeq and is a predicted model, not a curated record. Gene Ontology annotation, molecular function: chromatin binding; histone methyltransferase activity; protein binding. Bases 640 to 7413 code for a protein of 2257 amino acids. The transcript has 7 exons. Lineage: Eukaryota; Metazoa; Arthropoda; Insecta; Diptera; Drosophilidae. Gene Ontology annotation, cellular component: nucleus.